AUGCUUAUAGCGGUCUAUGCGGAUUCGGGUGCGACGCCCAAUCUAAUUACAAAGGAGUUGGUAGAUCGGGCUGGUCUGGAUGUGACUAGGUACAUGGGUCUGCCGUUUGAAGGUGUGGCUGAAAUGGGAACGGUUGUGCCCUUAGGGGUGAUUAAGGCACCAGUGCAGAUGAAGAGCUGGCAUGAGCGAUUCUUGCAACCUGUUCUGAGGAUGCUGGUAGUGGGUUCACUGCCAAUGAAGACGGAUGUCUUGAUAGGUCAUGACACCAUGGUUAAGGAUGGCCUAAACCUGAUGUUGAAUAACCGCGGUGCAAAAUGGAGAUCGGAUGGACUUUUUGCUGCAUGA
Messenger RNA from Sphaeroforma arctica JP610, 345 nucleotides. RefSeq lists its product as hypothetical. Bases 1 to 345 code for a protein of 114 amino acids. The transcript has a single exon. Lineage: Eukaryota; Ichthyosporea; Ichthyophonida. The record is from RefSeq and is a predicted model, not a curated record.